Molecule: messenger RNA, 1770 nt
Organism: Alosa alosa (allis shad)
Lineage: Eukaryota; Metazoa; Chordata; Actinopteri; Clupeiformes; Clupeidae
Product: zinc finger protein 90-like
Exons: 3
Coding region: 226-1770 (514 amino acids)
Cellular component (GO): nucleus
Source: RefSeq, a predicted model, not a curated record
CGAAAGCUUGACCACUGACGCGAAAAAAAAUAAUGGAUAGAUUUUAGCUUUUAGAUCUCUUUUACUGGUUAUGGAUAUUAAUCAUUCUUUCUGGGUCGCUUGAGAGCGUUUUUUAGAUAGUGCGGUCUUAAUGUUAUAUUUACGUAGCCUACCGUUACAAUAGGCAAUUGGUAAAGAACACAGUAGGAGCGUUUAUUUUGAUAUCGCAUUGUGUCAGUCACAAAGAUGGAGGGGAAUCAAAUAUGUUCAAGAACGUCUAAAAUGGAUCGACUGAACGAAAGAGUGUCCAAGUUGCUGACAGUAGCGGUGAACGAAGUUCUUGAACUUGUGCGGGAGACUGUGUCGGAAUACCAGGAGAAAACCUCUCGAACGCAGAGGGAGAACGAGAGACUCAGGAAGAGAAUUCGCAACUCACUGCAGCGCGAUAGAGACGCAGGACAGUGUGCACAGCUGAGCCCAGCCCUGGACUGCACCUCUCCUGAGGAGCAACAGCAGCAAGACUGUGAGCCAGCAGCAGCAGCAGCAGCAUCAGAAUCGGACCUCACCAAGGACGAGCUGGAGCUAACCAAAGUCUACGCCAGUGCGAGGGAGAGGAGCGGGGAGGUAUACCAUGCGGCGGAACGGAAUCAUUCCCCUCGGCGGGCGCUCACAGAAACGGCUGGGCAGGAACACGCACCACACGCGCUCGUGAAACUUGAACAGAAACACUCGGCACAGGCGCCAGCGGACUGUGACCCCAGUGUGACCCUGACGCCUGCUGGGGAUGGGGCGACCUGUAAACCUGGCUCUGCUCUCACCAGCACCAACCGAUCGCUGUGUGUGGCCAACAAGACGAACACCAGGUCAAACAGCACAGGGUUGACCGCGCACAGCCCCACCUGCAGCAUCCAAAUCUCAAACAUAUAUUCUUUGCGGCAAAGCAACAGCCGUGCGGGACGGAGCUCAACCCAGUCACCUCUGCCUACUCAGGAGGGCUCCAUCAAGACAGAGCCAGCGACUAAAGCCAUUACAAACCACAAGGAGGCACAGUGUGGCAGCUUUGGCCUCCCUGACGAAAUGCGCUCACUGCAUAGCAGCUUAUCCACUGAUGCCCAUUCUUUACACUUGAACAACCUCAAAGCUCCUGUGACUCUAGCCACUUCCCCUGAUCACCACCAGGGGGCGAUGGAAGACGACUUUGGCUUGAUGGCUGACUUAAGUUCCACCCAGUCGCAACCAUCCACCUCCCAGUCGCACAGCAGCUUCCACUUUGCCUCCAACAACAAUAACAGCAGGUUCCAGGUUCCAGUUCCACAGCAGAUGGUUCCGAGUUCUGAUGUCUGGAUAGAGGGUUCUCCCCAGCCGACUCACAGCGCCCCCUCUGGCGAGAGCUACGUGUGCGUGGUGUGCGGCGAGACGUACGGCAGCCUGGUGGAGCUGCGCGUGCACGAGCGUGGCCACCCGGGCUCCAAGCAGCACGUGUGCACGCUGUGCGGACGCUCGUUCAGCGGCUCAGGCGACCUGAACAAGCACCUGCGCGUGCACACCGGCGAGAAGCCCUACCACUGCGGCUACUGCGGCAAGAGCUUCCGGCGCGCCCGAUCACCACCCGACGACGCAUGCGCUGUCCCACGUCCGGCAGAAGCCGACGCGUGGCGCUGUCUCGCGCCAGAGUUUCAGCGUCAACAGCUCGCUGCAGAAACACAAGCUCAGGCACACCGGGGAAAAGCCGUGCGAAUGCCGCGUGUGCGGGAAGAUGUUCAGACUCUCUUCUCAGCUGAAGAGGCAUGA